AUGCGAUGGAAGCACACCCAUAUUCACACCAGCAUGCCGAACAAAGCACCCCGCCCCCAUAAUUUUACAUUGGGUACACAAGCUCUUAGUGUUUGUGUACACAGCUUAGCGCGAGAGCGACGCUAUCCUUUCGCAUCCAAUCGUCCACCUGCGUCGCUCUGUUAUCACCGACCUCGUCGCUCUCAACGAAGUACGCGUUCGACCACCCCGGUAUCGCUCGGGGCACUGAUAAUGCCAAAGUAG
Messenger RNA from Bipolaris victoriae FI3, 243 nucleotides. RefSeq lists its product as hypothetical. The transcript is spliced from 3 exons. Lineage: Eukaryota; Fungi; Ascomycota; Dothideomycetes; Pleosporales; Pleosporaceae. Bases 1 to 243 code for a protein of 80 amino acids. The record is from RefSeq and is a predicted model, not a curated record.